AUGGUUGCUAGGAAGGGUGCUGCAUCUUCCAAAGGCAAGGAGAUUGUGCAAGAACCAGAUCGAGAACUGUUCCCAACCGAAAAAAAGAGGAAGUUGUGUGCUAUUGCUGCAGAGGGCUCUAAACCCAAAAAAAGUGGUGUUCUACAAAUGAAAAGUGAAGCAAAGGGUGCUGCUAUUGGUGAAGGGACCAGUACGGAAUCAGUUCAGGCUACUUAUGCCUUGGUGAAACAGUUGAGUGACCAGAACCAGAUGAUGCAGAAUAUGCUGAAUAGUGUUACUCAACUUUGCACUACUCUUCAAGAAUCCCACAGGAGAGUUGAGGCGAAAGAAGAAGAGGAGGAGGAAGAGCAAGAAGAAGCGGAGGAGGAAGAUAACGAAGAAGAUGUUUCAGAGAAUCUUGAGGAGGAACAAGAUGAUGGGACUGAAAACGACUCUGGAGAUGAUUGA
Beta vulgaris subsp. vulgaris (sugar beet) is the source of this 447-nucleotide messenger RNA. RefSeq lists its product as uncharacterized. Bases 1 to 447 code for a protein of 148 amino acids. The transcript is spliced from 3 exons. Lineage: Eukaryota; Viridiplantae; Streptophyta; Magnoliopsida; Caryophyllales; Amaranthaceae. The record is from RefSeq and is a predicted model, not a curated record.